AUGCCUCAUAGAGAUUUUAUAAGCCGAUCGAGGCCUACCGCCACCAGCUUAUGCUGCGGAGGCGUUAAGCUCCUUGGUAAGCAGGUUCGCGGCCUCCUCCGACUCCUCAACCUUCAUGCCGUGGCCUGUGUCCUCCGAGAUGUCGGUGUGUACCUCCAUGAGCUUGGUGAGGUCGAAUUUGGGCUUCUUGAGUACCUUGAUCUUCCUGAUAAGGACGUUCUGCAACGGGAACACUCCCUUGCAGGCCUUCUCGAUUUCCUUGCCAAUGGACUCAGGGAUGAUCUUCUUCACAACCUCCCUCAAAGAGGUAGUGGAGGCCUCACGCUGCAUGACCUGGACCAUCUUGCGUCUGAUGACUCUGGUCUUAGACGUCCUGAUGUAGCAGGUGCUCUUCAGCUGGCCGGGGCGCCUCUUGGUGUAGCCGAUGCAGAACAUCCUGAGGGUGUAGCCGUCAGUGGUCUUGACAUCGGUGUAGGCCUCAAUAAGGGAGUAGUUCUUCCUGAUCAGCGAGCAAAGCUUGUCGCGGGUGACGCUCGAGCCGUGGAAGUUGGUGAGGCAGUUCCUGCCCUGCACAUCCUCACAGCAGAGCUUGAUCUUGCGGUAAGCCUGGUCCUCAUCAGCGUUGAGGUCGGCGAGCGAAACAUCGAAGAUACGGCCCUUCAAACCAUCGAUGGCGAGCUCUGUAAACAUGUUAACGGUUGUUUAAUCAUAUUACGACGGUUGCCGAUAGUGAGUCCCAAGGACGCCGGUGCCGUGUGGUCGACAUUACAACCACGUACCGGCGACCUAGGGGCACACAGACCGUCCAUUACACGCAUAAAUAUUCCCCCGACUUACUUGUACCCUGGGUCUUGGUGA
This is a messenger RNA of Babesia ovata, 858 nucleotides long. RefSeq names its product 40S ribosomal protein S3aE, putative. The transcript has 2 exons. Bases 1 to 858 code for a protein of 285 amino acids. The record is from RefSeq and is a predicted model, not a curated record. Lineage: Eukaryota; Apicomplexa; Aconoidasida; Piroplasmida; Babesiidae.